AUGGCUGCAGAAACUCCUUCCGAUAUCGAUCUCGGGAAGAGAAGUCUGAAAAAGCCUUGCUCGUUCACCAUCGAGAACAUCCUGUCCGGCUCGGCAGAGAGGAGGCCCCAGGUGCUUCUCCCGUUCUGCUUCCGAGGGAUCUUGGACUGUGAGCCCCGAGGGCUCUGCACGCUGGGGGCCACCGCGGCUGGCUCUCUGCAGGAAGAAGAGGAGGGCGAAGAGGCGGAGAUGGACUUUGGACAGUGCGGCUGCUGCUGCUGUUCGCACAGCAGCGCUCACUCCUGGCAGGAGACGUCGAACUGGCUGGGUAAGCAUUUGCCGUUUGAUGGGUCGGUGUGCAAGUGCAUUGCGGAGAGCAUCAGCGUGCAAAACACAAGGUUCUCCUGGCCCAUGAGGCUUUUCCAUCCCCUCGGCAGGCCGUGCAAGAACACCCGGGGGAGCCCGAGCGAGCUGCAAACGUUCCACCAGAUCCAGCGGCGGACUCGCCGCCACCGCACCAUCUUUACCGAGGACCAGCUGCAAGCCCUGGAAGCCCUCUUCCGUCAGAACCAGUACCCAGAUGUCAUCACUAGAGAACACCUGGCCAACCGUAUCCACUUGAAGGAAGAAAGAGUCGAGGUUUGGUUUAAAAAUCGCCGAGCCAAGUGGCGACAUCAGAAAAGAGCAUCGGCGUCUGCACUCCUUCUCCAAGGCUCCAAGAAGUCUUCCGAGGGAAACGGCUGA
Euleptes europaea (tarantolino) is the source of this 723-nucleotide messenger RNA. It is a transcript of the gene GSC2, whose product is annotated as goosecoid homeobox 2. The coding region runs from base 1 to 723 and encodes 240 amino acids. The record is from RefSeq and is a predicted model, not a curated record. NCBI's taxonomy places the organism in Eukaryota, Metazoa, Chordata, Lepidosauria, Squamata, Sphaerodactylidae. Gene Ontology annotation, cellular component: nucleus. The transcript has 3 exons. Gene Ontology annotation, molecular function: DNA-binding transcription factor activity, RNA polymerase II-specific; RNA polymerase II cis-regulatory region sequence-specific DNA binding. Gene Ontology annotation, biological process: regulation of transcription by RNA polymerase II.